UCGGUAUGUAGCAGUCGAUUUUGAUUUUCAUUAACAUUCAUUUGUGGAACUUCUACAGCGUUUUCUUAAGCAUCUCUGUAAGCGAAGAGUCACUUUGUUACCACUGCUGGAACCCAGAAAUUAAAAGAGAAAUACAACACAGCACUGAACAACGUUAACAGAUCUCCACACAAAAGUAAAGAAUUUAACGCCAGAAUGACAGAAGAUUCUUCUGCUGACUUGUAUUUCUCUGGAGCUUUGGAGAGACUGGGGGAAUGUGACGCAAAUGUAGCUGUUGCAAAGGCUAAAGAAAAACUGGACAGUCUUGAUAGUGUGACUCUGAAUAUUGCAGUGGCUGGGGAAACAGGAGCAGGAAAGUCUGCAUUCAUCAAUGCAUUUCGAGGUCUGGAUGAUGAUGAUGACAAUUCUGCACCAACUGGAAUAACUGAAACAACAAAGCAAGUCACCAUGUAUACCCAUCCCUCAAAGUCAAAUGUCAGACUGUGGGACCUGCCAGGGACUGGCAUGCCUAAUUUCAAGGCUAACAAUUUCCUCAAGGAAGUGAAAUUUGAGACUUAUGAUUUAUUCAUCAUCAUUUCCUCUGAGAGGUUCAAGGAAAAUGAUGUCUUUCUGGCCAAGGAGAUUGAAAAAAAGCAGAAGAGGUUUUAUUUUGUCCGGACCAAGAUUGACAAUGACAUUCGGUCAGUGGCAAAGACAAGACAUUUUGAUGAGCAGAAGGUACUUUGCACAAUUAGAGAGGACUGUCGCAGAAAUGUGAAGGAGCUGGGAAACCCCAAGGUGUUCCUGAUUUCCUCUUAUGACUUGGGAAAAUAUGACUUCCAAGACCUCGUAGAUACCCUAGAGUCAGAGCUUUCAGAAUACAAGAGAUUUGCUCUGGUCCAGUCUGUGCCUGUGUGCUCUCUGGCUAUGCUAGAGAAGAAAAAAAAGUUUAUGGAGAAGUUCAUUUGGCUUGCAGGACUAGCCUCAGGUCUGGGAGCCGUUAUCCCUGUUCCUUUAUUACCUGUGGUCAUUGACAAGAUGGUAUUGACGACCUUUCUUGUACAUUGUCAUUACGCUCUGGGUUUGAAUGAGAAUUCACUCAUCAUACUGUCUGAGAGAACGAACAAGCCUCUUUCACAGAUCAAAUCAGCUAUAAAGUCUCCUUUAGCAUUAGCAGUAGUAGACAAACUGAGAAUUAGGCCUCGUACAUCUGUGGCAAAACCAGUGAAAAGCUUAGAAGAACUGCUUGAUGCUAAACUUCUUGUAACAAAUUUUGUGAAUGCGUCUGAGGCCUUCAAUGCAACAUGCACCAUCUUGCGUGGAGCACUAAAUGACAUGAUAAAUGACAUGAGACAGGUUCUUCAAGCUGCAGGUUUGAAUGAAUAAAAUUAAGCUGGUGCAGUAAAGAGAUGUUUAUCAAAAUGUUAACCAAAAUUACAUCAGAACAUUAAAACUGAGUUUAUUGGCCAUACUUCUGCACUGGAGAGUUAAAUGGUUGAAAAGAAAUGUUAUACUGAAUAUUUUAUAAUAGUGCAUGUUAAAUGAAAUGGAAUAUGUUGAAUAAUAAUCAUUUAUGAAAACAAAUUGGGUAUAAUUGGUGACUUUGUACUGUUUAAGGAAACUUGGGAAUCUGGUGGUCUGUGCAAAA
Messenger RNA from Carassius carassius (crucian carp), 1627 nucleotides. RefSeq names its product interferon-gamma-inducible GTPase 10-like. The record is from RefSeq and is a predicted model, not a curated record. Gene Ontology annotation, molecular function: GTP binding. The transcript is spliced from 3 exons. Gene Ontology annotation, cellular component: membrane. The coding region runs from base 196 to 1365 and encodes 389 amino acids. Lineage: Eukaryota; Metazoa; Chordata; Actinopteri; Cypriniformes; Cyprinidae.